Oncorhynchus kisutch (coho salmon) is the source of this 4409-nucleotide messenger RNA. RefSeq names its product calcium release activated channel regulator 2Aa (gene cracr2aa). NCBI's taxonomy places the organism in Eukaryota, Metazoa, Chordata, Actinopteri, Salmoniformes, Salmonidae. The transcript is spliced from 17 exons. Gene Ontology annotation, molecular function: calcium ion binding; GTP binding; GTPase activity. The record is from RefSeq and is a predicted model, not a curated record. Bases 462 to 2795 code for a protein of 777 amino acids.
AUACUUGAAUAACAGUGCAGAUGCAUUUUGGUAACAGAAUGAUGGCACGAACACUCACUGUUACUUUGCAUCAGCAUUGUUCUUAAAGUAAAGUUUUUGUUGUACAAAUGUUCAGUGGAAAUUGUUAAAAGUAGUCCUUGUGCAUAGAUGUGGUUCGUUUAACUGCAAUUACUGAUUUUUAGUUUGAAAUAACAUUUCAAUUUAAAGAAUCUGAGUCACACUGUUGCCAUGGAAUUGCCCUAUAUCUACAGACGCGAAUCGACUUGGAGUCCCUCCCCGCAGGCAGGUCUGUGAAAUUCCUCCAGUUAUGUUGUAAACAGAGGAAAUGCAGCUUGUUGAAGUUGUGACAGAUACACGUUUGACUGUCUUUAGUGCCUUCCAGUAACACAUGACCUGACUACACCUGACCCAUGUGAAGGAGUAGGGGGAGAGGGAGCGAGAGGAGCCACACCACACACGCCAUGGCAGCUUUCACCAGUACCCCCAAAGUGAGAUCCAGGAGUGCUCCUCGGCACAGAGACUGGGACCAGAGCCCGGCCGAGUGUGACUGGAAGGACUGUGAGGCUGGAGGCGACGAGAGAUCUACAGGACACAGCACCAUGCUGGAGAAGACCCAGGACUUCUUCCAGAUCUGUGACAUCGAGGACAAAGGCUUCAUCACCCACCGGGACAUGCAGCGGCUCCAUGGACAGCUGCCCCUCAGUGCAGAGGAGCUGGAGAAUGUCUUCGACACCCUGGAUUCUGACGGCAACGGAUACCUCACCCUGCAGGAGUUCUCCUCAGGGUUCAGUGAAUUCCUGUUUGGCCGAAGGAUCUCUGUAACAGAAGGGAUGGGGGAGGCCAGCCCCAUUGUCAAGGAAGCCAACCAAGGCCCCCCAGACUCCCUUUACCAGACCCAGUGGGAGGAGAGGCUGAUGGGCAGCGAGGACGAGGAAGAGAGGCACUUCUGCAUGCUCAUGGAGAGCUUGGGCGCCAGCAACGUCUUUGAGGACCCUGGUGAGGUGCGUAGUCUGUGGGCCCAGCUGAGAAGAGAUGAGCCGCAUCUCCUGUCCAACUUUGAGGAGUUCCUGGCCAGGGUCACCUUCCAGAUCAAAGAGGCCAACCAGGAGAAGAGGGAGAUGGAGAGCGCCCUUAAAAGAAAAGCAGCAACACAUGACGACGAGAUCCAGCGCUUAUAUGAAGAAAUGGAGCAGCAAAUCAAAAAUGAGAAGGACAGGAUCCUCCUGCAGGUAAAGGAAGAGAUCUCCCACUGCAUACGCCUUGUUAGUAACCUCAGUUUUGGGGAAGAUCCUCUUGUUCUCCCUCCCGCUCUCUCUCUCUCUCUCUCUCUCUCUCUCUCCCCCCUGCAGGACUCUGAGCGCUUCCUGUCUAGGAGCCAGGACCUAGAGCAUCAGCUCUCCAGUAAGGAGCGGGAGCUGGAGCAGAUCUUCCAGAAACAGAGGCGGUUGGAGUGUCAGUGUCGGGAGCUUCACAGCGAGCAGCACGUGACCAAGGUGGAGAAUGUGAAGCUGAAGCAGACCAAUGAGGAUCUGGCCCAAGAGCUGGAGCACACCAGUCAGGAGCUGAGCCUGGCCCAGGAGCAGCUGGGCCUCCUGCAGGAGCAGUCGUCACGCCUGCACAAGGAGAGGGAGAGGGAAAUGUACCAGGUCACAGAGGGAUUGCAGAGAGAGCGAGCAAGCCUGCUGAAACAACUUGACCUGCUGAGGGAAAUGAACAAACACUUACGAGAUGAACGAGAUAUGUCCUCGUAUCAAAAACUGAGGAAUACUGUUGAAAAUCCUGCUUGGAACCCGAGGCCUGGAUCAAAUACUCUGAAUCCCUUUGACAAAAAGGCCUUUAAAUGUGAGGAAGAGGUAGGGCUCCCCCACUCUAAGAAGAAGAGCCCAGGGGGAGUGAAUGGCUACAGCCUGGAGGAUGUGGUAGCCUCCAAACCCCCCCACAUACCCCUACAGAGGAUCAUCUCCAUAGAGGAGGACCACCUACCCCAGCUCUUGCAGGAUGACUACCAUGCCCUGCUCUGUGAGUGGAGCGAGGAGGCGGAGGAAGACGGGGAGGAGGAAGAACACAUAGAGCUGCAGAUGAACUCAAUAUAUCCUCCAAGUUCUCUUCCGACUAGGGAGCAGCAGCCAGCUGACACCAGAGAGUCAGAGACGCCUACUUCCCCCAGGGGCCAGCCUGUCGGCAAGGAGACCGUGGUGAACGAGGUUGCAGCACCACCCCCGGACCGCCUGUUUAAGAUCGUGCUGGUAGGGAACUCUAGCGUGGGGAAGACAUCCCUCCUCAUGAGGUUCUGUGACGACUGCUUCUACCCAGGCACCUCUGCCACCGUGGGCAUAGACUACAGUGUGAAAACGAUAACGGUGGACAACAGCCAGGUGGCGCUGCAGAUGUGGGAUACAGCAGGACAGGAGAGGUAUCGCAGCAUCACCAAGCAGUUCUUCCGCAAGGCUGACGGUGUGGUAGUCAUGUAUGACAUCACUGAUGAGCAGAGCUUCACUGCUGUGAGACAGUGGCUGACCAGUGUACAGGAGGGGGCCGGCGAGGAUAUUCCCAUCAUGCUGCUGGGAAACAAAACGGACAAGGAGAGCGAGCGGGAGGUUCAGACGAGAGUAGGCGAAAAAUUGGCCAAGGACUGCCAGUUGAUUUUCUAUGAGUGCAGUGCUUGCUCUGGACAAAACGUUGUACACUCUCUGGUACAUUUGGCAAGAAUUCUGAAAGAGCAGGAGGACAGAGAGAAAGAGAAGACGGUCCAACUGGUAAACGGCUCUUCACAUAAGAAGAGGUCCUGCUGCUAGCAACAAGAAGGCUACUAGCUAGCUUCUAUCUUCUCAACACACAAGGUGAUGGUGAACUCACCUAAUUAAGUAUACAGUAUAUUCUGACUAGAGUUCCUUCAGAACUCAAAGAUCUACAGCACUAUACCUCUCACUGUCACCCAGUCCACCUACGGUGUGAACACCUGUUUCUUGAGUCUGUGGUUUUUUAAAAACAAAAACACAUCUUCGAGGGGGUAAAAAAAUAAAAAUAAACAUGUCUUAGCAUUUCACACGAUGAAAGGGCCAGGGUAGGUGCUGACACAGCCAUACAUGGAUAAUGACAUUUUUUAAAAGACAGUCUUGCACUACAAUAAUAAAAUAUAGAUUUUCCUUAAUGACAACUUAUUUUUAAUGAAAAUGUAUUUUCAACUAGCUAAGUCAAAACCAGUAACUAUACUACUUUUAUAUUUAAUUCAGUACAGUUUACACUGUCUGACAAAUGUACUGAAAAAAUAAAAGUAAACCUUGUUAAUAGUUGGGUUAGGUUUCGUGAAAUCUGAAUUUGGUUCAGGACCAAUUUAACAUUUUCCAAUAGUAGAGAAGGGUUAUAACAUUUGUCAGAUUUGGACAUCAUCUCAGAUCAAUUUGAUGAAUAGAUUAGCUUAUCCCUCAAAUGUAAUAAGGUUUACUGUGUUGUAUAUGUAAUGUCGGGACGAUUUACCAGAAGUCAACUACAGAUGUGGGAUCCUAAUUCGACCAGUAUUGUCGCAGCAAAAUAAUCCUGCAGCAACAGGAUUUGAAAGUUUAGUCCAUUAACUUUUCUGCCGACGUAAUGUUGCUAGAUUAGGCUACAUGAUUAGGCUACAUGAAAAGUGCAAUACUGUUAAUAUAAUGUGAGUUUUUAGUGAAUCUAUGUCAAUUCUGGGGCACAGAAAUUCUCAGCAACAGCAGUGAUCAAGUGAAGAUCCUACAUCUGUACGUGUCUAGAAAGUCUAAUUGGCAGCUUUUCCUUUUACACAAAUGUUUGUUUUACACUUUGCAUUGACAGUGGAAGGUAGUAAAGCUCUGACAUACUAUACCUCUCUCAAAGCGUUUGCAUAUAAACCGUCACAACUAUUUAGCUUUUUUAUGUAAUUGGCACAGUGUUAUUUCUAUGAAUGAGUUCUGUUGUACUGUAGUUGUUUGCUUAGUUUUGCCAAGAGAUUUGCCUUCUCUUAGAAGUAUUUGUUUGUGGGCGCACUAAAACAGUUCUCCUAAUAAUUCCAUAAGAAUGUAUAUUGUGCCAAGUAUCCUUGAACAAAUGUUCCAUUUUAAAUCUAACACAUUGCAAUGUAUGCCGUCACUGUACCUGUAAAGUACCUCAGAUACGUAUGAGAGACUGGAGGUAUCUUUGGAUACGUACUGUACUGUAUGUGUAUGUUCUGUGAUGUUGAAGGAUACUGAGAUUGUAAUUUGGAGCCCUCCGGUAUAGAGAGUAUUCCUUAUGUAUUUGACAGUGUGCCAUAGCGCCAUGACUACUCUAAAUGAACCAAUUCAGUUGCAUUUGCGCCACGCUACUGGGCCUGUGUUCUUGCACAAUAAUGUAUGUGAAAAUGUAAAUAGGAAAAAUGUUGUAUGGUUUCUCUGAAUAAUAAACAGAUAUUGUAUAUUUCA